AUGAAAAUGUCGCCAUGCAACAAGACGCCUGUCUACAGUCUGUAUUUACCACAUCAUUGCAUUCACCGACCGGAGUCAACAACAACUUCGCUUCGAGUAGCCUUUAACGGAACGUCAAAAACUUCGAGCGGCUUAAGCUUGAACGACGUGAUGCACCAAGGUCUCAACCUGCAACAGGACCUGUUAUCACUAAUUAUCACCUGGCGACAGUACCAAUAUGCCUACACCGCUGACAUCGAGAAAAUGUUUCGGCAAAUUCUCAUUCACGAAGAAGAUCAGAGAUAUCAAAGAAUCAUAUGGAGAAAUUCACCAACUGAAACUUUACAAGAAUAUCAAUUAGCUACUGUCACAUAUGGAACUAAAGCAGCACCAUUUCUUGCCAUGAUGGUAUUGAAACAGCUAGCCAAAGAUGAAGGUCAUAAGUAUCAGGAAAGCCCAGCAGCGAAGGUCCUGCAAGAAUAUUUUUAUAUGGAAGACCUGAUCAGUGGGAGUCAUGACCUCGCAUCAGCUAAAAAGUUACAAUCAGACUUAAAAAACUUACUAAAAGCAGGUGGAUUUAAUUUAAGAAAAUGGUCAGCCAAUACACCGUGUCUUCUAGAGGGAGUCAGCACAGCAAAUACCAACCAGCAAACAUAUGACUUCAAAACUGAAAUAUCUACAAAAACCUUAGGCCUGCAAUGGCUUACGCAAUCAGAUCAGCUGACUAUUGACUUGAAGAUCGAUUUAUCAACAUCAAAACUAACGAAACGAAGCUUGUUAUCAAAUAUCUCAAAGCUCUACGACCCAGUAGGAUUUUUAACGCCAGUUAGCACAAAAUUGAAAUUAUUAUUCCAAAAAAUUUGGCAAUAUGACUUAAAAUGGGACGACGAGAUUCCUCAUGAGAUUCAAGUGGAUUGGACGAAGAUCAAAGAAGAUAUCAAAAAUAUAUCACAGAUACGUAUACCAAGAUGGUUAAAGAGCAACAAAAAUGACGUCAUCAUUCUUCAUGGGUUCAGUGACGCGUCGAUGAACGCAUACGCUUGCGCAAUUUAUUGCAAGAUAGUUCGUGAAAAACAAGAGGGAAGUAAAAACAUAUCCGUCGUCCUCGUUACAGCAAAAUCCAGGCUAGUACCACCGAAAAAGAAGAUCAGCUUACCUCGCUUAGAACUGUGUGCAACCCUACUUUUAUCAAAGCUCAUGAAAAAGGUGAAAUCAUGUUUGGCAGAUUACAAUAUCAAAAUGUUUGGAUGGCGUGAUUCGACAGCAGUAUUGGGUUGGCUGCAAGGAGAUCCGAAACGCUGGAACGUUUUUGUAGCCAACAGAGUAGCUAAGAUCACAGAAGUUUUACCAUCGGAAUGUUGGCGCUAUGUCAAGUCGCAGGAUAACCCAGCUGACUGUGCCAGCCGAGGAAUCAGCACGAAACAGCUUCAUCGACAUCAGUUGUGGUGGCGUGGACCAGCGUGGUUAUCAUACUCCGACGAUGAUAACGUCAAGAAGAUCACUUACACCACCGAUGAAGAGGUCAAAACCAUAAAGCAAGUACACACCACAACCUGCUCAAGCGAAGACGACGUCAUUACCCAAUUAAUAAGCAAGCACAGCAGUUUCACGCGAGUGACACGAAUAUUAGCCUACAUACUACGUAUAAAGCAAAAUAAUAAGCAAAGCUAUUUAACAGCACAAGAAUUACAAAAGGCAAAGCAAAAAAUUAUCAAGCACGUACAAAGCAAGGAGUUUGGAGAAGAUAUCGGCUAUUUACAAAAGUAUAACAAAGCAAGGCCAAAUAGCAAAUUAUUACCUUUAAAUCCUUUUAUCGAUUCUGAAGGUAUGUUGAGAGUAGGUGAUAGACUGCAAAACGCUUCGAUCAGCAAAGAAAUGAUGCAUCCCCUUAUCAUCCCCCACGAGAGUCACCUGACACACCUACUCAUUGAUCAAGCCCAUAAAAUGACAUAUCACGGAGGAGCCCGUGUCACCUUAGCAUGGCUACGACAACAGUAUUGGGUCCUAGGUUGGAACAGAGCAAUCAAAAAACGCCUGCGCAACUGCGUAACCUGUAAAAAACACAACCCUACAAAACAUUAUCAGCUUAUGGGCGAUCUUCCUGAAGCAAGAAUAAUUCCGUCGAGACUAUUUCUUAGAACAGGGGUGGAUUUUUCAGGUUUUGUGGACGUAAAAUCAAGUAAAGGCAGAGGAAUCAAGACCUUUAAAGGAUACAUAGCAGUGUUUGUUUGUAUGGUCACAAAAGCCAUACAUCUUAAGUUAGUAUCCGAUUUAACUUCAUCAGCAUUCUUAGCAGCAUUAAAGAAUGGCGGCGAGGCGUGGCACACCACAUCACAUUUACAGCGAUAA
Messenger RNA from Parnassius apollo (apollo), 2328 nucleotides. The record is from the annotation of a GenBank genome assembly. NCBI's taxonomy places the organism in Eukaryota, Metazoa, Arthropoda, Insecta, Lepidoptera, Papilionidae.